UGAAGCACUCAAACACAUAUACACACAUAAACACAAGGUGUAUACGUCUCUCUCUCUAUACAUAUAAACGCACUUGCAAUAUCAAGAAUCACAUUUUCCAAUAGCUUUCUUAUCAAAGUCUCUCAUAGAGUAAACCCAAAAAUCAAAAACACCAUGAACGCUUUAGCAGCAACCAACAGAAACUUCAAGCUAGCUUCUAGGCUUCUUGGUUUGGACUCAAAGCUUGAGAAAAGUCUUCUCAUUCCCUUCAGAGAAAUCAAGGUGGAAUGUACCAUACCGAAAGACGAUGGAACUCUUGCAUCAUUCAUUGGAUUCAGAGUCCAACAUGACAACGCAAGAGGUCCCAUGAAAGGUGGCAUCAGAUAUCAUCCAGAGGUGGAACCGGAUGAAGUAAACGCUUUGGCACAACUCAUGACAUGGAAAACCGCAGUGGCUAAGAUACCUUACGGUGGAGCCAAAGGAGGCAUUGGUUGUGACCCGAGCGAGCUAAGCAUCUCAGAGCUUGAACGUUUGACUCGUGUUUUCACACAGAAGAUCCAUGAUCUCAUUGGGAUUCAUACCGAUGUUCCAGCUCCUGAUAUGGGAACCGGUCCUCAGACAAUGGCGUGGAUUCUUGAUGAAUACUCGAAGUUCCACGGACACUCUCCUGCUGUUGUGACAGGAAAACCCAUUGAUCUUGGUGGAUCUUUGGGGAGAGAUGCUGCUACAGGAAGAGGAGUGUUGUUUGCAACAGAAGCUCUACUCAAUGAACAUGGAAAGAGCAUAUCUGGACAGAGAUUCGUCAUCCAGGGUUUUGGAAAUGUGGGUUCUUGGGCGGCUAAGUUGAUAAAUGAAAAAGGUGGGAAGAUUGUGGCGGUGAGCGAUGUCACAGGAGCAAUCAAGAACAAGAACGGUAUCGAUAUCUCUGGCUUGCUCGAGCAUACCGAAGAAAACAGAGGAAUCAAAGGGUUUGAUGGUGCUGAUUCCAUCGAUCCUGAUUCAGUUCUUGUUGAAGAUUGUGAUGUUCUUGUCCCUGCAGCUUUAGGAGGCGUCAUCAACAGGGAGAAUGCAAAUGAGAUUAAAGCAAAGUUCAUCAUAGAAGGUGCUAAUCAUCCAACUGAUCCUGAGGCUGACGAGAUACUGAGGAAGAAAGGUGUUGUGAUCCUCCCAGAUAUAUACGCAAACUCGGGAGGAGUUACUGUAAGUUACUUCGAGUGGGUGCAGAACAUACAAGGAUUCAUGUGGGAAGAAGAAAAGGUGAACAAGGAGCUACAAAACUACAUGACUCGCGGCUUCAAAGAUUUAAAAGAGAUGUGUAAGACACAUUCAUGUGAUCUCCGUAUGGGAGCUUUCACCCUUGGUGUCAACCGUGUGGCUCAAGCUACCGUUAUCAGAGGUUGGGGAUCUUGAAAUACUCAUAUGCAAGUUCAAUGAUAAUAACUCAUAUAAUCCUUUUGUUUCAUGCAAGUUCAUUCAGUUUCACAGUAAUAAAAUUGCAAUGUAAUCUUUAAAUUUUUUCAUCAAUAGAAGCUAAUUAAAGCAAAUCUUCUACUC
Molecule: messenger RNA, 1533 nt
Organism: Brassica napus (rape)
Lineage: Eukaryota; Viridiplantae; Streptophyta; Magnoliopsida; Brassicales; Brassicaceae
Product: probable glutamate dehydrogenase 3
Exons: 8
Coding region: 154-1389 (411 amino acids)
Biological process (GO): L-glutamate catabolic process
Cellular component (GO): mitochondrion
Molecular function (GO): L-glutamate dehydrogenase (NAD+) activity
Source: RefSeq, a predicted model, not a curated record